GAUUUCAACAUUUGUGACACAUACCUUGGCUAUGAGCUGUGUGGUGAAGAAAAGCAUUGUUUUUCUUUGCAAGGAACUGGCUACAGAUGGGACAAAGGUUUGCAAGUGUGAAGAACUGUUUGUUUUCAUGAAUCAUAUGUAUACUAACUUUUAAGACUAGCAGUAAUUGAUUAUAUUCAUUUUAGUAUGUCACAUCUUUUUCUUUUUAGUAAAAUCUGUCAUGCUUAAAUGUAUCAUCUUCAUAUUUUCAAAAUGUCAGAUUAUAGGCCUAGUUAUUCUCAUUCACGUAAAUGUGAUUAAACAAAAUUUUAAUGUUUCAUUUAUUGGAAUGUUGUGGAUAUUGUAGAACAAAUGGCUCCUACUUUUUAAAAUGCUAAAUCCACGUUAGAAGUUUAUUAGCAAUUAUAAAAUUAUAUAUUGCAAGAUGGGCUUUUUAUGCUAUUGAUUAUCAUUCAUUGGAAAUGAUUUCAUAGACCUGAACCAAAGCUGGUUGGGGCCCUCUGGUAAUUCCUAUUCAUGAACUCUUCACACCCCCAGAGAUGUUUUGCCCUAAUGGCAAACCAUCUGGCUACCUCAGAAAUGCCAAAGGGGUAGCUUUCUUUAAAUUAAACCUUACAUAAAAUAAGGACUGGAUUUCCUACCUUGAACCACUAUGACCUGGGGCAAAACAUGAUCUUAUGGUUUCACCGAAUCAGAUUGGAGAUCUUCACUGGCACCUUCUUUGGAAGGAUUCCUCAGUGCUAUUGACAACUUAGAGCCUAGUAGUAUUUAUUUCUAAAGUGAUCCUGGGCACUACUGGCCCCUACAUUAAACACCACAUCAUAAGAACUAGCUAGCGCUGGGACAUAAUGGCGGCCGUAGAGACAUGUCCUCAUAGGGGGGUUGCCUUUAUUUUUCAUCAUCGAUAACAUCUUUUUUAUCUACUAACCUUUAAUGGUAGCUGUUAUCAUGAUCCCUAACCCCAGUGCCUUACAUAUUUGCCUAAAAUAUCCAUGUGGCAUUAGCAGGUAAGGUGGUUGUGUCCCCCUGGAGAUUUCCUAGGUCCCAUCUGACAAAAACAACCUAGUCCACCUUAAAACACAUGACGGACAGACUGGGCCAAGAUCAGUUGCUUUUUUAAAAUGGGUUUUAUCUAACACUUUUUUCAUCAAUUUUCCAGAUUUUUUUCAAACAAUUUAGUUCAAUAACAAAUAUUUGUUCAUCCUCAGCGUGCCCACCAUUUAAGUACAACUAUGCUUGCUCUAGUGAUUGUAACUGUGUAGAAAACCAAACAGAUUACUGCACUUUUAACUAUGGACAAUGCGUCUGCAAGCCAGGAUACACUUCAUAUGACUGCUCUGUGGAUAUAGAUGAGUGCACGAAUGCUUCUUCACUUUGUCCAGAAUACUCUGUCAGAAUGUGCCUGGGAGCUUUAACUGUAUUUGUAGGGAGGGAUUACAGAUGAACUUAGAGGGCUAUUGCGAAGGUAGGUUUAACUAAACAUUCUCCAUUAUAAAAGAUAAUACAGAUAUACAUAAAUAUAUGUUAAGAACAAGAUAUAUAUGAGAUUGGAGUAAAAAGCACACAAUAAAAUGACUGUGUCAGUGGAAUGCUUCCACUUGGGGAACACAAUAAUGCAAAACACAAGAAACUUUGAUAAAAAGGGGAAUUAUAUUUAACUAAAAUGGACAGAAAGAAGAUUAAACGCCUAACAUAGAAACAUUAGUAAGGACUACAUAGGAAGUAUAAGGUUUAAGAAUUUUUUUAAUUAGACUAAUGGGAAAUGCUAAUGUCUCAAAAUUUGAAUAUAACAUUUUGAUGAAAAUGGUGGGGAACUGAAGAUCACCAGAAACGUGUACUUGAUUAAUACCCAAUGGCGAUGUGGUGAGAAAACUUUAAUGCAUUUAUUAUUAUUGGAGAAUACAUCAGACAUGGAGUUAUUUUGUGUGUCUCUGUGAAAAUGCGUGAGAUAGGGUGUUGUUUAUUUUGCCCAAUAUUUAGAAGAUGCUAGCUAAAUCUACCAGACUAAAUUCUUUCUUUCUCACCUAUAUAACAAGAAUGACAGGAGUGAGAUCUUCAGAAAUCAAACACAUAAAUCACAUUGUAACUAAUAAAUGUAAAGCACUUCUUGAUACUAAAAUGACAGUUGGCAAGUUUGUUUGUUUAGUUGCAAGAACAUACAGCCAUGUAAUUCAGCUAAUAGAGAACUAGAAGAACACAAAUUACCUCAUAAUUCAUAUAACUGGAAAAAAUUUUCAUAGAAAUGUUGAACCUCUAAUGACAUUAGUUGUUUUUUGUUGUUGUUUUUUUUAAUGUAUUUUUUAUGUCAAACAUUUGGUUUUCUGUGUAAUAUAAAUAAUAGUUGGUCUUUUUUACUUGAGAAUUUAUUUAAACUCGUUGCCUGUAGCAAAAAUGUUCUACAGUUUGUUUCACAGAAGCAUAAAGAUGUCAUACUUCUGAAUUUUUAUCACAUUUUCAUUUUCCAAAGCCUAAGUGUAGCAGGCCUUUUUAAAAAAAAUAUCUGUUAAAAAAACUAUAAAAAUUCAAAUAGUUCCCCGUGUGUCUUCAUCAAUGUGCACUCAUUUCAUUAUAUGUUACAAUAUUCAAGAUCUCUCAGUAUGAUUCUUUAUAUUCAUUUUUGGAUUGUCUUUGAUAUUUAGUUGCUGCCAAUGCCACAUGCCAGAAUAGGACCUGUCCUGACAUAUGUGUGAAGGUCAGAUCAGACAUCAGUGAUGUUUUAGAGGAGCAAUGCUUAUGUCCCACUGGAUCAUAUUUCACUAAUGAAACUUGCCAAGGUAUAUAAUAUCCCUUAAUUUACCCUAUUUUAUCAAGGCAGUUACAAUGUGGUAUUAAUGGUAUAUUAAGAUUUUUAAAAAAUACAAAAUGACAUAAAAAGAAGGCCAAGAAUAUAUUUUUGUCAAUUUAUUAAGUAAUUAUUAAGAAACUUAAUUUUUCCCGGAAAUCUCCAUAUUUAAAUUAAAUAUUGACUUAACAAAAAUGAUAUUUCUAGCCAAGUGAAAAAAUUAAAAAAUUAAACAAGCAUCUCAAGAAUUGAGAACAAUCCACAUUAGACUGUUAAGGGAGCUUAUAAAAUGGUUAAAAAAAAAAUAUAAAAAAACUAGACACAGUUAUUCCCUCUAUUUGAACAAAAUUCGUACAUAUUCACUAAGUUAAUACUGUUUUUGGAACAAAAAAAUUUGUUUUCUUUGCCUAUAACAUGAAUGUUUUUGUUUUUUUAAAUCUCUGCAAUCAUACUGAUUGAAAGGAACAAGAAAAGACCUAUUUGAUCUCUUAUGCUCAAAAAUAAAAAUCUUAAAAAUCAUACCCCAUCAAGCAGAUGAAAGAUUUGAAUAAAAACCAAUAUACUUACAAUAUCGCUCACAAGUUCCAUUAGAAUUCCUCACAAAACCAGGAUGACAGGUGCAAGUGUAACCUCCCAGUGUGUUUAAACAAUAUGCAUUGGGUCCACAGUAGGCAGUGUAACAUUCAUUGACAUCUUCUGAACAACUUGAGGAAGUCCAACCAGCCAAGCAGGUGCACUCACCAGUCCUUGCAGCACAGGAAACGGUGGUAUUAGGUUCACAAUUGCAAGUUAAUUCACAAUUUUGGCCAUACAUGAAAGGUCCACAGUCUGAAAAUUUGAAAAAAUCUUUCAUCUGCUUGAUGGGGUAUGAAAAUGCAACUUUUUUUUAAUUUUAAAAAUCCAAAAUUUAAAAAAAAAGUUGCAUUUUCUGAAGAGUUGAAACUUAAUUAUAUGAAUAUAAUAUGCUUGGUAUGAAAACAACAAUCCUCUUGAAAUAUUUGGGCUAAAAAUCAUGCAUUGAAUAUUUUGAAUUUUAAUUGGUUUCUGUUUGGAAAAAACUGAAGUGCCAUUCUUAUUUUUGUAUGUAAUCAAUCUCAGACUGUCACACUACUCUGAGGGCAAGCUCUGGUACAAUAAUGUCACCUAACUGUCCAGCCAAUUACUAUAUAAUUGUUCAUGGUUAAUCACAGUGGAACAGACAUCAUUUCAAUCAGGUAAAAUAAAAUUGUAAAAAAUUCAAUUUCUCUUUAUAAAAUGUGUACAUUUAGCUAUGCAAGGGUAAAUUAAAAUAAAAAAAUUGGUUUUCAAGACUGUCUCUGUAAAAUAUGAAUAAAUUAUUUUUAUCAAUACUAAAUAUUCUUCUCCACAAUGUUGUAAGUAUAAAUAAAUGAAAUGAAAAUUAUAUAAGCUUAGUUUAUUGAACAGUAUUUAAUUUUUUUAAAUUUUAUUUUAAAGUUUAAAAAAUAAACAUUAAGAAACUACUAAGUAGGUCUUAAUGUCCAUAAAGUGUAGGGGAUGCAGGUGACAAGACAUGGAGGCCGUGGGAAAUUUUUGGAUGAGAAAUGUGUACAUUUUAAUGUUUACACCCAAACACAUGCUAAAUUACACAAAAUAACCUUGCAUAAUUNGUAUUCUUUAGGGUUUAUACCAGAAAGUACUUAGGUAGUGUGUGAUGACUGGAAGGGUCUCAUGAUGGGGGUAAUGUGGCAUGGGAAGAUGGAGUAUUAUUUAGGGUUUAUACCAGAAAGUACUUAGGUAGUGUGUGAUGACUGGAAGGGUCUCAUGAUGAGGGUAAUGUGGCAUGGGAGGAUGAAGUAUUCUUUGAGUUUUAUACCAAAAAGUACUUUGGUAGUGUGGGAUGACUGGAAGGGUUGUGGAAAUGAGAAUGUGCAUGGGUUUUAGAGUUAAUACAACGUUGAUACCUGAAACAGUAUAUUCCAGACUUAACAAUCAAAGAUGGAUUGUUUUGUAGCAGCCCUUUCAGUGUUACCUGGCCAUCUCAGGCAAUCCUGCUGGAAGAAAAGAGAAUGAGUUUGGAUCUUAGAGUUAAUACAACAUGGUACCUGAAAUAGUACAUGCCAGACUUAAAAAUCAAAUCAUAGAUUGCUUUGUAGCAGCCCUUUCUGUGUUACCUUGCUUUCUCUGGCUAUCCUGCUUGUAAUAACUAUUUCUUUAACAUCCAGUAAAAUGAAUAGCAUUUAAUUAGUUAGCAGAUUAAAAUCCCUUGUUUUCUUUCAAUUUCAAGUUUUAAUUUUGUCACAGGUUCCUGGAGUUGGAUACAGAAUGUAAUUACCAUUACGUUACUGUGUUUGAUGGAAUGGACAGAUCCAGACGUCUAGGUGCCUUCUGCUCAAUGACAAACUUGGUUCUUGCAUCUACAUCAAACUCAAUGUUUGUCACUUUUACAAGUGAUGAAAUUGUUACAAAAAAAGGUUUUCUUCUCUCAUACAACUCUUUUGGUAAGUUAUUUUUAAAAUAUAAUUCUGAUUUUUCUCUACUCUUUCUUUUAUUGUCCUUAUUUACAGCUUCCAUAAAUUCGUAUAUGAUUUCUGUGAUCUUCAUACAGCAUCACUUGAUGUUUGAUUCCUUGCCUCUUUCCAAUUGAAAGAUCUAGAGUCCUUUAAAAUUUAACAUUUUAAAUGAUCGUAUCCUAAAUUCCGAUGAAGCUGUUUAAAUGGCUGAUCAGGUACUCAGGAAUUUAUCCUAGCCAGUCUAGGUGACUCAUUUAUUGAUUAUAAUAUGAAGACUUUUUAUGCAGAAUUUUUAUCAAAAUAUUUCUGAAGUUUUACUUAGCUAUUAAAUUCUGUAAUUUAAAAAAAAAUUAUGAAUCAUUACAGUAGUAUAGAAAAAAUAAUAAUGCCCUAUUAUCUAUGGACACCCCAUGCCACAUUUAUCACACAGAGAAGACUGUGGCAGAAUGUGUGUAAACACUAUGAUGAACAGAAUGGGUUUUCUUUAACCUGAUUGGCGAUGCACUUGUUUCAAGGCCAUAGGUAUAGCUUCCAUUUCUGCAUCGAAAUUCGUGCUAUAGUUUUCACUCCACUCAGCCCUGAAAUCUGCUCACUUUGAGAUACCCCCUUUGGGUACUAGAUGAGUGCUUCAUAGACAGCUUCAUUUUCAGUGAUGUAGCAAGAGCUGUGAGUAAAAAGUUUGACGCAAGCAUCCUUGUAGGUCUCAAACUUUUUAAUCAUCCAGAGGGCUCGACGUUAUAACCAGCGCAUUUUCAAGUGUCAGACAUACAUCAGGAGUUUCAAAGUUUUCAUGUGUUUAUCUCUCUAUUAUCAGCCACAUCUUCUCACGGUUUUCGGGCAAAAAUUGCUUUCUCUUGAGUUCACGGAGAUGAUGGAGGGGUCUUUCAAGCAACGUCUGCCUUACCCGCUGGUCUUGCAAUAGAGUUCAGUGUUCCGUUAUUUCCAUCCAAGGGUAUCUUUCCACCCUGGUUAGAAUUGCUUUCUCUCUUCUGAUGUUGAAUGGUUGUGAGUGUUCUGCACAGCGCCCCAUGCACAAACCUGAGAGCCAGGUUCUGUAUAUGGUCCAAACCCUAGAGCCAUUCACUGUGCAAAGGAUCAGUUGGUUAUGGUCAAUGUUUCCCCUUUUGUUCCCAAGGAUAAAGCUUUCUUAAAGAUUAUAUGUCCGUUUAAGAUGGCUAUAUUUCUAUUACGUACAGAGCAUGUCCACCGCUCACGUAUGGCCCAAACUGCUCUUAUGCUUGCAACUGUGACCAAAACAACACCCGCUACUGUAAUAGAACCACCGGUCAGUGUAUCUGCAAGUCUGGAUGGACGUCCUACCAUUGUUCAAGGGAUGUCAAUGAAUGUGCAAAUGCUUCUAACCCAUGCCCUGAGUUCUCCAGCUGCAGUAACUUAAAUGGAAGUUAUGAAUGUCUUUGUUAUGAAGGUUUGCAGAGAGAUAGAGAGGGAUUAUGUGAUGGUAAGCAAUCUAAGUUAGAUGUGGAUUAUGUGAUGGUAAGCAACCUAAGUUACUAAGUUAGAGGUGGAUUAUGUGAUGGUAAGCAACUAAAGUUAGAGAUUGGAUUAUGUGAUGGUAAGCAAUCUAAGUUAGAGGUGGAUUAUGUGAUGGUAAGCAAUCUAAGUUAACAAUAAGCACACAAAAAUAGGAUUCCAAUCCACUGUUCAUGAUACCAUCCUACUUCAGGUAUUUAGAUAAUGCUAAGCAGUUUGAAGCACUGCCCCCCCAUCCCUGUUUAACAUGUAGAUAACAUGACAAGAAGCUGGGCUGUGACAAUCAAAGAUUUGUAUUAACGUUAACAGUAGAAUUCUGAAUAAUGUCAUGUCAUAAUUGUUAUCCCUGUUAAACAUGUAGAUAACAUGACAAGAAGCUGGGCUGUGAAAACAAAGAUUUGUAUUAACGUUAACAGUAGAAUUCUGAAUAAUGUCAUGUCAUAAUCGUUAUCCAUUUGGAGAAGAAAAAUCAUCUAAAAGAAUAUAUGAGCAUUCAACUGAUUCUCAAUUCUUUACAACAGGGAUGGUGGGAAAAAAUGUAGGUCUUUAAUACCAGCUCAAUACUACAAGACACUUGAUAAUAAUUUACAUUAAUAAUGAAAGCUGCAAAAGAGUUAAAGUAGGCCUAUUUAAAGUUACAAUAUUUAGUGUAACUAAUAAAAUUUGAAUUGUCAUGUUUAAUGUACCAUCCCUAUUGAAUAAAAUAAAUUUAAUACCUGAAAAUAUGAUUGAUAUUUCUCUUCAGAAAUAUUUCAAAGGUUCUUUUUUUUUUUUUAAUGCUUUCUGCAAUACUUCAUAUUGCAGCUAAAAACGAUUCAAUAUGUACACGAAGAAAUUGUUCACAUGUUUGUGCAAAGAUAAAGAAUCAAGAUCAGAGUUUGGUGGAACACUGCUACUGUCCUAUAGGCACUGAACCGAUUGGAGAUAUUUGCCAAAGUAAGUCUUAUGAAGCCCCCUCCCCACCCACCCGUAGGUAGAUCAUUUGUAAUUAUUAGGAUUUAGUAAUUUAUGAACAUGUAGAAUAAAUUAUUUUCCACCAUUUCAUUUCUUCAUGUCAAGAGUGUUAUAUUUUGGAUUAUAUUUUGCUGUUAGGAACAACUCUGAAGAUUCAUUAUUAUUAGAUGCAUCCUCUGAAUUAUUGUCUGUUUGUAUUUCAACACACAUAUAAUAAAAAAAACUAUAUAAAUGAUAAAAGCAAUUCUUUUAAAAUUAAGUGGUUCACUGUAGUCUGGGGAGUGCAAGUUGAUGUUCAUAUUAAAUUCAAACUAUGCUAAUAAAAUGUUUUUAAUCAUUGUAACAAGUUAUAUUUUCCUUUCUUUAAAAAUAAAAUUCUGGUCUACGUUGUUGAUGAAACAGUAAGAUCAGACAUUAGUCUUUUUCAAUGACUUUUUGUGAAAUGAAAAUAUGUUAUUAUGUUGGUUUUUUUAAUAUUUGUUGAUUAAAGAAUGUUAUUUUUAUCAGUCUUGCCUGGUUGUGGCAAUGGUACUUAUGGCCAAGAUUGCAAUGCAAAAUGUGACUGUGUGACAGAAAACACUGCCUCUUGUAACCCAGUAAAUGGCAGGUGUACCUGCUUGCUAGGCUGGACAUCUAACGCGUGCGAGCUUGAUGUGAAUGAAUGCUAUCAGUACAACAUAUAUUGUGACUCAUACAGUCAAUGUGUCAAUACACCUGGAAGCUAUGAAUGUGUGUGCUUUCCAGGGUAUGAGACCGGCCCAUAUGAAAACUGUGUUAAAGCAAGUAAGAUUGUUUUUAAAAAAAAAGAAUAUUUAUUUUAUUUUAAGUUAAUUUUUAUGUUUGUUUGUUGUUUUUUUUAAAAAGAAAGGGAUUUGUGUCAUUCCCUUGUAAUUAUACACAACAUUGAAUGCUUGUCUUUCAAACCUCUGCAAUUCAAGUACAGAGCAAGCCAAAUACUUCAGUACUAAUCUUGAUUUUUUUACUCUUCAUUGGCUGAGAAAAGGGUUGUUAGGAUAAGAUAAGAUUAUUUUACUGAUCUUAUCAAAUUGAAAUUAGUUUGGAUUAUUUUUAAAAAUUCAAUUUGAGCAUAUUAAAUAAAAAAUAUAGAUAGCAAAAAAAAAAAAAAAUCUGAUUAAUUUACCAGCUUUCAAAUUUCACAGUAAAUGUAACUUUGGAAAAACAAAAGACAGUCAUCCUGUGUCAUCCCACUAAUCUCUUUAUAGCUUACAAUUGACUUCAGAAUAAUUAUUAGAUUUAAUCAUCCUGUUUAUAUAUAUAUAUAUAUAUAUUUAGAUUCAGAUAAGUGACUGUAAGCUAACAAGUCGAGUUCAUUCUGAUCAUACUACAUUUUAUAAUAUUAUUGUAUGCCAUAAGUCCAGUUCAUUCUGAUCAUACUACAUUUUAUAAUAUUGUAAGCCAACAAGUCCAGUUCAUUCUGAUCCUACUACAUUUUAUACUAAAUUGCUUGCAUUUUUUUCUUCCCUAUCUGAGGCUGUAACAAAACUUUAAGCAACACCACUGGCGUCAUCAAAAGCCCCAACUACCCCGUGAAAUACUUUGAUAACACAGCUUGUUCAUGGACCAUUCAAGCUCCAACUGGCCAUGUGAUAUCUCUUAGGUACAGCUUAUUAGGCAUGGGCAUUGUUACUUUCUUUAAUAAAUCAUUAGGCAUCAUGAAGUGCUUAAAAUAAAUGAGCAAACACCAAAGUGGAAGCAUAUUCAUUUCAAAAUUUAACAUUAAAAAAUAUUUUACUGUUGAAAGAGACACACAUGACCCAAAUAUGUUUUAAAAAUGAUUUCUACUAUGCACACUUUGUUUCUGUUUUUCUAGAUUUUUCACUUUUGCACUGGAAAGGCAACAAAAAUGCACUUAUGAUUCAUUGAGUUUUUAUGAUGGAAGCUCUUCACAUGUCAGGAACAUUGGUGUCUAUUGUGGUCUAAGAAUACCUGGUCUUAUUCGCACUCAUGGCAAUAACUUGUACAUUGCUUUCAAGGGGGAUGGAUCUGUCACCUUUAUGGGUUUCUAUGCUGCUUACAGUUUCCAUGGUGAGUCAACUGUUGCAUUUACAAUGGAAGGAAAGAGCCUCGUGCUAAAUUAUUGUGUUGAGAGGAAUUUUUUAUAUUUUUUUUUUUGAAACAAAGAUUUUAUUUUAAAUUAAAGAACUGAAAAAAUCAAGGGUGUGAACUUAUUGGAUAAAGUAUUACAUUGAAGAGCUAAUGAGUUUAGUGUACCACCCCAAAUGGGACAAGACCUUUAUAGUUUAUAGCCAUAUAGCAAUGUUUGUUCAGUUCAAUUUUCUUGUAAAUUUAAACUCAACAGUCUGUGAAGACUUCACUUAUGGAGACACUUGUAGCAUGAGGUGUUCAUGUGACAGGAACAACACCCAGUUUUGUGACAACACCAAUGGUGUUUGUGUGUGUAAGCCUGGGUGGAUGGGAGGCAACUGUUCCAUUGACAUAGAUGAGUGCCAGGCUAGGAAUUGCCAGGACAAUGAAGUUUGUGAAAACAGCCCUGGAAGCUUUUUGUGUACAUGUAAGCCAGAAUAUACCAAAAAUAUCACUGGACUUUGUGAAGGUUUGUGUUACCCAUAACCUCUUCAUGCUUACUUUCAACUGUUUCUCACAUCAUUAGACUUCUGCAUCUGCUUUUAAAAGAUUUUCUACUAACUAUAUUAAAUAAAAUGAUGCAGAUACUCUCCUUUUUAAAAUGAUGUUUGUUAAAUCAAUGCUAUACAUUGUACUAGUAUUUGCUACAAUAAAAACCAAUCUUCUAGUAGUACUCAAUUAUACAUUUGACGUUUCCCAACAAACUACUUUGUAAAUGUUUUAAAAAUCUAAUCUAUUCCUGUUUUUAUUUUUUUCAGCUCUGUCCAACUGCAAAUUAAAGAACUGCUCCCACUCAUGUUAUAUCAUGAGUCCUGGUGUAGAGCAGUGUAUGUGUCCUGAUGGUCUCAUCUUGGAUAAAGCAGAACAUUCAACUUGUGUUGGCAAGUAUUUAUUUAGUCUCAUUUGAUUAAAUACUGUAUUGUAUGGCAUCCUUCCGUCUUUGUGAGACGAUGGAGUAGCUAUAUAGUUCUACACUUUGACGAGUGGCUCACUAGGCCAAUCCUAGAAUGGCAAUCAUGGCUGCAUCUCUCGCAGGAGAAUAUUGAAUCCCGGUUAAUUCUUGAUUUCCGAAUUGUUCUUUUUGAUUCAAGAGCCUCGUUUCGAGUAUCUUCUGCCUUGUUUACUCCUUCAAACACCGCUGUUCGCCAGUUGCAGCGAUGUUCGGCAAUGAACUCCCAUUCGUUUGUUUCAAUAUUGGCUUCCCUCAUGCUUCAUUUGCAAACGUCAAUGAAUCUCAGGCGUGGUCGUCCAAUGUGUCUUGCCCCUUCUGCCAACUCUCCAUACAGCAGAAUCUUUGGGAUAACUUCCUCCAUUCUCCGUACAUGACCUAACCAGCGACGGCGCCUCUUGAUUAGAAAGGAGAAUAUGCUAAACAUGUGUGCACGUUCCAAAACCUCCACGUUAGGCACCCUGUCCUGCCAACGAAGAUUUAACGAAUGAUUAAAUACUAUGCACACACAAAAAGAGGUGUUUUUUUUUCUUCUUUUAUUGUUGUUAUUAAUUACCUAAAUGCGAAAACUUUUAAGAACGUAGCUAUUUUUUGGCGAGUGGAAUGUAAUGCUAUCAUUAUGUGAUAUAUGUACAAACCAAACGUUUUCAUUUUUCCCAUUGUUUCCAAUACCAUCUGCAUUAACAUCUGCAUCUCUUUCCUUCUUCCAGUUCCCUUUUACCCCUAUGGAUUUACCGCAAAUGAUAAUGUGUUGAAAUAUGACAUGGAUGUUGAUAGAUUGCCUGAUGGUACCUUAGUCAGUAAACCUAUUUACUACAACACUGGUGUGCCGAUUGGAAGGAAAAAUUACCUGGACAGGGUGGCCUAUGUAAGUGGUUGUACAUUUUACAUGUCGUGGUGAAAAUUGAAUGUCAUCAAUUUCUUUUCACCGUUAUUUCCCCUCCUCAAACUGGAUGAGUAUCAUUCCUAAUUUAAAUUUUACGAUCUUUGAACAUUUAAAAACCGUGAUAUAUUGAUUGAUUAUUUUUUUUACAUUAUUCUUUGUCAAGGAUUAGUUUUAAGUAUAUCACUUUUUUUAAAGGUGUUCUCCACUGGUGCAUUCAAGUUUGGAGAUGCUGGCAUUCCUGGAAGUCCAGAUUUGACUGCAGCCAGCGAAGGAAACCACAGCCUGUUUGCUCCAUACUGGGCCAACAUGGAUCCAAGCAAAGGAUCAACAUUUCACCAUUUGUAUGAAAGAUGCGACUCUCCAAGAAGAUCUGAAAUACUAAAGAGGGCCGAGGAAGAGAUAACCCUUUUUCAGAAGUUUUCAGCUUUUAAUGUCAGUUCAGUUUUUGUUGUGACCUGGGAUUCUGUUCAACCAAAUUCUGUGUCAAAUAGGGUAAAGUUUUAAAAAGAAUAAGGUCGUUAUCUUAAAACUAUAAAUCUUAGUCUGUUAAAUAACUUUUUCUAGUGAAAAACAUUAAAUCUUACUUUUUAAAAUUUUCUAAAUGAUUAACACAUUUAAAUUGCAGACAGAUGAAGAGAUCACCUUUCAGGCAGUCCUUAUUAGCGGUCAUGCAACAGAAACUAUCAAUGGACAAGUUGUUUUUGCUGGUACAUUUUAGAAAGUGAUCAUAUUUUGCUUUUUUUCUUUAGUUUAAUAUAAAUAUUAUUUUGGUAGUGAAAAAGAAGAAAAAAAUAUUAAUAAAUGGAAGACUAUAAGUAAGAUAAUUUUUUUUCUGUAUUUCUGUGCAAAUUUCGUUUACUGCAGACUGUGUUUCUGUCACAUUAUGCUGUUUUAUCCUGUCUUAUGUUUUGAUAAAGCCAAUUCUAUGCUUCCCUUGCUUUUCUAGCUUUAACAAAGUCCACCCUUUUGUUAUUUUUGUUUAAAUAUUGGGUAUAAUUCUUCUCUUACUGAUUGAAAAAAGGGUCAAAUCACCAAAUCUAUUGUAUGUAAUACAAUGGUUAAUUCUUGUUUGACGAAAAGGUUUGAAAAGAAUUUUUUAAUCACUUGAUUUGAACUGACCUAAUUCUUUCUUUCUUUUUUUGUUGUUGUAUGUAUUGAAGCUUUAAUAACAGCUUAUUGUUUUGGGUUUUUAUGAUUUCUUGAAGGACACUAGAGCAAUGUUCACUCCAUCUUUGAUUACUACACACUUUGAAAUUCAUAGUUUUUGUGUGGAUGGGUGAGGAGGGGGGAAUUUUUCACAAGAUGUUCAGUACAUAAAAGCCUAGCGUUUUUGAAUACAAAGUUAAUUUAUAUCUUUUAACCUUCCACAUCACAGUAAAGCCCUCUUUUCAUAAUGAGUACAUAUCAUUAUUGAUUAUUCAUUUUCAGAGGGCUUUUUUUGCUUUCAUUGUCAAAUACUUGCACCAAACCAUUUAUUGUGACCUCUUCUACUUUAAUCUUCAACUUUGUCACUGUUUUGUUUUUUAUUGUUUUUUAUUUUCUAGAUGAAGAGACAUCCUAUCUAAUGUUCAUCUAUCAGUUAGGAGCAUUGAACUGGAAAUAUGUAUACAAUUGACCAAUAAGUAUUGGUUAUACCAUCAAUGGGGAGGUAAUAGACACAGGGUUAGGUAAUUCGCUGGAUGUGACAAACUUACCAAAACUGCAUGGAAUCUCAGGU
Messenger RNA from Lymnaea stagnalis (great pond snail), 13356 nucleotides. Lineage: Eukaryota; Metazoa; Mollusca; Gastropoda; Lymnaeidae. The record is from the annotation of a GenBank genome assembly.